AUGAACUUCAUGGAAGGGAUCCCUGUCCUGCCCGGAGUCAUGGGAAAUCUCCCCGGAGCUGGAUCCUGCCUCCCACGUGGAUCACCUCUUGUCCGAGACAAAUCUCCCAGUCUCUUCCAAAAUAUGCUUCGUAAUAUUCCUGGAGCUCAUGAUUAUUUGUCGAGUUUGUUGCCUUCACCACAUGUGGAUAUUGACGCACUUAUGGGAAAGUACCAAUGGGCAGUUGACACGCCAUCUGCUCAUAAUCGCUUCUGUGCUACCACUGAAUUCCAACGAACCGCUCAAGCUGGGAAUUCGUCAUCGUUCAGUCUUCAAGAAAAAUUCCGAACAAACAGCGAAGAAGGAGGAGAAAAGGUAGCAUUCGGUUAUGGAAUUAUCACAGGAGAUCGCACUUAUGUGUACAUGCAAGAUGAUCCUUGCCCAUGUGAGUUCUUUUGCUCUAUUGAAAACCUUAAAAGUAAAAGCAAAUAA
This is a messenger RNA of Cylicostephanus goldi, 471 nucleotides long. Lineage: Eukaryota; Metazoa; Nematoda; Chromadorea; Rhabditida; Strongylidae. The record is from the annotation of a GenBank genome assembly.